UGUCAGCUGCAACAGUGUGGUGGUGGUAGGGCCAAGAACAGACUAGAUUAUUGCACAAUCUUUUUUUUUUUUCCCUCCAUGCAAAAUCCUCUGGUCUGUGUGUAAUAACCACUCAAUCAUCUAUCAGCUGUAUAGGGUAAUGAAGAACAAUGCAUAUACCAACUCAAAGCUGUGUCCUUUACUUGUGGAUGUGUGCAUUGACCUUUGUGAAAAGUGAAGAAUGUACACGUGAUAAUUUUAUAAGCGGUAAUUUGUAUAACUCGAACUUCGACACAAGCAAGCUAGAUGCCACCUACCCUCUUGGAAGUCAAGUCAGAGUAGGUUGCAGCAUUGGCUUUACUGGAUUCUUCAAGUUAUUCUGUACACUGGAGGGAUGGAAAUCGGUUGGAAGUAUUUGUGAACUAAGAUCAUGUGGUCACCCCGGUGACGCCCCAUUUGCAGAAUUUGACCUGGUGAAGGGAGACGAUUUUGUCUUUGGGUCAGAAAUUUUGUAUAAAUGCGACAUAGGCUACCGAAUGAUCAGCAGGAGCAACACCCGUCGCUGCGUGGCUUUGGGGUGGGAUGGCGUUGUCCCCACCUGUGAACCCAGUCGAUGCCCUCAGAUUGUCCCUCAAGAAAAUGUUCAGGUGAUUGGAGAUGCAGACGAGGCGAUGUAUGGCAAUGUGGUCCGGUUUAGGUGCAGACAGUCCUCUAUGAUUUUGGACGGGCCGGAGGAGAUUUACUGUGAUGAAAACGGAAAAUGGAGUGACAAGCCUCCCACGUGCAAAGAGCUAAUAUGUGAAGAGCCAAAAAUUGAAAAUGGCAGGGUACGUGACUUUGUCAGUGUUUACAGAGAAAAUGACAUCGUGGAUUAUCGCUGCAACUCCAGAUAUAAACCUGUCGACGCUAGGCCGUCAAAAUGCUCGAAAGUAGGCGUCGGAGCUGAGUGGGUCCCUAAACCUCUUUGUGAACUUGUAAAAUGCACACUAUCGCAGCCACCACUUAGGGGAACCACAUAUGUCCGCACUAUGAAAAGUGUUUUCCUUCCUGACGAAACUGUAACAGUGACGUGUGAGGCCGAUUUUUGGAUCGGUACCCCUGAAACAUCCCAGCAAUUAGUACACUGCAGAAACAACGGGAACUGGGACAUUUUGCCAAUAUGCAACGAGAAAAGAUGUGGCCGUCCGGAUGAACAAGGUGUGGCCUACCCUUGGAACAGGGAUCGCAGAGGUCAGACGAGACCAUUAGGUUCUGUUGUAAGAUAUACUUGUGGAAAUGAUUACAGUCCAACAGAUGACAGGAGUGAGGCCACAUGCACGGGGAACGGAUGGACACCAAACCCACUGUGUGAAGCAAAAUGUAGCCCACCCCGUGGCUACAGUAGUCUCCUCCAGGAUGCCAAUAGAUGGGAGUGGAUGAAAAAAUUAGGUCACACACAGACAUAUACAUGUAGGACUGGACUCAGGAAACCAGAGGGAGUACAGCGAGCAACGUGCACAGCUGAUGGAUGGAUGCCAAACCCUCUUUGUGAAGAAAUAACAUGUGGUACACCCCCUGCCUACGAUCGCCUCGCUGCCGGCCCACGCAAAUGGACAACAAAACCGGGCAACACACAGCCAUACGAGUGUAUGAGUGAAUACAAGAAACCAGAGGGAGUACAGCGAGCAACGUGCACAGCUUAUGGAUGGAUACCAAACCCUCUUUGUGAAGAUAAGUGUCCCAAACCUGAAAUUGAAAAUGGAUUUGCUGUUAGAGCAUCCACUGGGAUAUACUACUACGCCUGCAAUGAGAAUUAUCGGCCUUUAAUCGAUGGCUGGUGGCAUGAUGUCAGCUGUAACGGUGACGAAGUGGGGGGACGGAUACGAUGUAUUGGUGAGAAGAAAUGUGGCCAGCUUCCUGUGAUUCCCCAUGCUACCCUAGAAGAUACUGCUAAUGAUGAUUAUAAAGAAGAGCAACACAUCAAAAUUAUGUGUGAUAGAGAUUACAAACUUAACACUCCUCACAUAACUUGUCAGGCAGGAAAAUGGAACAUGGGCCAGUUACUUCCUGAUGAGAUCUGUACACCAAAUCACACGCCCUGUGGGCCCCCACCAAAGGUUGACAAUGCAGUUAUUACAACUGCAUAUCAGACGGAAUACUUGUCUAGAACUAUAGUCACCUACCAAUGUCGAGAUGAUUACGUUAUGGGGCCCAAGGACUCGUUGACAUGCAAAAAUGGAGAUUGGGGAGAAAAUGUCAUCCAUUGUGACAAAUGCUGUCAAGACCCCAACGACGAAGCGCUGCCAACAACAGCGGAUGUGGAGGAGGAGGGGUCUGUCACAACAGGGACAAAUCCGGAUUUAGUACAUGAUGUGUCAACGACAUCUAACAAGGAGGUUGAGCACUCAACCAGUGGACCAUGAUGGUGUUGCUGAAGUCCGUUGCAAGUACCAAUAAAGAUGGAAAAAAUAAA
Messenger RNA from Lampris incognitus (smalleye Pacific opah), 2431 nucleotides. RefSeq names its product complement factor H-like. The coding region runs from base 150 to 2381 and encodes 743 amino acids. The record is from RefSeq and is a predicted model, not a curated record. The transcript is spliced from 15 exons. NCBI's taxonomy places the organism in Eukaryota, Metazoa, Chordata, Actinopteri, Lampriformes, Lampridae.